Molecule: messenger RNA, 1553 nt
Organism: Dermacentor andersoni
Lineage: Eukaryota; Metazoa; Arthropoda; Arachnida; Ixodida; Ixodidae
Source: RefSeq, a predicted model, not a curated record
ACUUUUUGAAGCUGGUAGAUGAGUAGUCUAGUAUUCGAAUAAUAGGCGAAAAAACUGCGUGCUUUUGUGUGAAAAUAUUCAUCAAAUAGAAACUGCAAACCGCCGCAUUGUUUGCGACACGUGUUUGCAUGGAAGAACGACUGUAGCUGCGGCUAUAAAUGUGAAGACAACGCGUCCCCUAGGUUGCACGCAGUUUCGACGCCGGCUCGUUUUGUCUGCUCGCUCUCUGAUUCAAAAAAUACCCCAUCCAUGGAGCGCAUGUUAUUUUGGUUCUUUUUCGCAGUGGUAGGCACUGCAUCCGGGCAACGAUUUGGAUCACGGCUCCAGUGUAGCCUCACGGAGGAACCAGUGCAGGAUGGUUGGCCGCAAAUGGAUCGCUACUGUAAACCCUGGCUCACGCACCCUUGGCGGCUGUUCAAGCAAUACAGAUGCCUGUGCAAGUCGGGUUACGUGCGCAACGCGUGGGGACAGUGCAUCAGUUGGCGCCAGUGCCACACUUGCAUGAGUGCUGCCAAUGCGGACUUCAUCUCGCACCGAGCUGAUCCACAACCAACCUGCGGACAACUUAUGCCCAAGGAUUGGGUUUGGCGGGGAUAUCUCGUCGGCUGUGCCUGUGCCCCAGGAUUUGUGCGGUACUACAAAGGGGGACCCUGCGUCCGUGCCGACCAGUGCCCGCCAAUCUGCCGCGGUGCCAACCAGGUGUAUAGUCCCUGCCAAUCCGAGUGCCCGGCCACGUGCGGCCGCAUAGUUCCGCAUAAUUGCCAGUAUAGAUGCGAAGUGCCAAGAUGCGUCUGCAGGCCCGGCUACGUAGCGUUGCGGGAAGAUCCGCUAGUCUGCGUACCCCCUAGCCAUUGUCCCCGCGUUGCACCAAUAUGUCCUGGCCCCAACCAAAGGUACACGACCUGCAUGUCACGCUGCCCUCGGUCUUGUUCACAAAAGGAGCCUCGUAUGUGUGCAGCUGUAUGCUCGGGUGAAGGAUGCGUCUGCAAAGAAGGAUACGUUAUCGCGUCUGGUAAUCCUCUCCGAUGCGUACGUGAGGAGGAGUGUCCACGGCAAUAGGCCUAUAGAACAGAAGAGACGUUCACACGCUUAAAUUGUGCAAGUACGAUCAAGGCCCUACCGUUAAAAUGUUGACACUGAACGUACCUCUUACCAGCAACCGACAGACUAUAUCUGUAGUCUGAAUUGCAUCUUGUUUUAACCUGGCAGAACCUUCUUUGUGUACAGAACUUGAAAAAGGCAGACAGUCGAACAGAGGGAAACGUAUCGGCAAUUAGGCGUUGUGAUAACGUUGAACAUUUCGCCCAAUUAUUAAUCGGUUCCUCUUUGCUGCAGUAUGUAAACACUUGAAUUACAGAAGGAAUGCCCUCAACCGCCUAAAUGAGCGGAAACAUCAUUCACUGUUUCCUGCUUGUUUGGCCAGUAGGGUAAGAGGUCUCGCGUAGACAUGCUUUGUCGUAUCUUGCAGUCUGGAAUACUUUCAAAAUAUCACGUGUGAACUGGGCCGCGUUUUGUAAGCACAGUGGGUAAUAAAAGUUUAUGGUUGCACCUAA